Cryphonectria parasitica EP155 is the source of this 1243-nucleotide messenger RNA. RefSeq lists its product as uncharacterized. Lineage: Eukaryota; Fungi; Ascomycota; Sordariomycetes; Diaporthales; Cryphonectriaceae. The transcript has a single exon. Bases 82 to 1122 code for a protein of 346 amino acids. The record is from RefSeq and is a predicted model, not a curated record.
CACACACACACACACAUCGUAUUAUUGUUUGCUCUAAUUAAAAGUAGAGCAUUUAGAAUAACAACCAUUACAUCACCAACUAUGGAUUUCGUAACAAAGAUCAAGGACGCAGUCGUCCCCGACGCCAACACUAUCCCACAGACCCAGUCCGCGGAGCCAGAGAAUGAAAUCCCAGGCGCAUUCCCCGACGCCGACGACGAGACGCUUGGUCGCCAGCUGGAAGGCGACAACACCGACACCACAGAGACAACGCAGGGCCACACGGACCAAGACUCAGCCGUGGAUGUCGACGAGAGGUCUCCAUUGAAGGGCCGCGACACAGCUCUGCCUGACAGUGCACCUGUCGCGCCAGCUUCAGGCGCGGUGGGAGACGUCAACACGAGCAGCGACUCCGGUUCCCACUUCAAUGUCGGGACUGGGAGCAGUGCUGAUGGUAUGACCUCGAUUGAGGAAGUCAAGCCACACCACCUAGGCAACGAAGGCAAGGUCCUGGGUGCUACAGGUUCUUCAGAGGUUGGAACUGGCAGCGGGAGCAGCGGUGCCCUGGCUCCAGCGAGGGACACCAGGUCGCAAGACCCGAGCGAAGAAUAUGGCAACAGCGCUCCCGCCGCGGCAGUCGAGCCGACCAGCUCUGCGCAUGAGGGCGGCUCCUCAGCAGCCGGCCUUGGUGAUUCCGCCCUGGAAAGCGCUCGGCCCCAGGCGCAGCAGGAGGACAACACUGGCUUUGCAGCAGGCACGGGUGGCGGCACACACGAAAGGGUCCUCGAGGCUGCUUCCGACCUGAACAGAGGCGCACCUCAGCCACCAAGAGACGCAGAGCCUGAGGCGGCGGCGGCGCUGGCAGAAACAGCAGCAAGGUUCAGCGGCGGCAUUCACAAUGGCGUUUCGGGGGCUGGGUCUGACGACCCGCUCGGUGAGCGGAGUGGCAGCCCACACGAGCGCUCGACGCAGUACCGGAAGGGUGAUGUACAAAAUGUGAUUUCUGGUGUCAGCCAGUCUGGUCUGGGCCAGGGUGGUAUUCAUAAUGGCGUCGUGGGCCUUGGGUCGCAGGAAGAAGAGGCCAUUCGUCGGCAUAGUCUGGAUAAUCAGGGGCAGAAGGAGGAAGGGGAGGCACAAUUAUAAGGGGUCACGUUAAGGCCAGAGUUGAGUGAAGUAUUGAUGACGAUUUUCUUUGAAACAUAUUUCUGCUAGUAGCAUAGCGAUUGAUACAUAGUUCAAGGACAAGGAUCAUAUUCCCAUUACC